Molecule: messenger RNA, 1863 nt
Organism: Scophthalmus maximus (turbot)
Lineage: Eukaryota; Metazoa; Chordata; Actinopteri; Pleuronectiformes; Scophthalmidae
Product: kelch-like protein diablo
Exons: 8
Coding region: 220-1218 (332 amino acids)
Molecular function (GO): protein binding
Source: RefSeq, a predicted model, not a curated record
GAUGGUGGGAUGAAUCACUUUUUGGGGGAGGGGGGAGGAGGUCUAAUUCCUCGGAGCAGUCAAGUGCAAUGUCCCUCAGCGCAGAAAGCUGUGACAAGUAGUUGAAGGGAACAAAGCAGUGUAUACAGAGACGAGACUGACUGACUGACUGGCUGACUGGCUGGCACGAAGUUGCAGCUCUGAGGCCGAGGGACAAAUCUUGACUGCUGGAGAUAAAACAUGGGAGUGUACAAUGAACAAGGAGCGGCCCUCGAGGCACCAGCGCCCAACCACAUGCUGAUCAAAGAGAGCAACGGAGGGUCCCACCGCCUCUCCCUCCACAGAGGACUCAGCAAAAGUCCACCCAGAGACAUCUUGGAUAACACGAUGUUUAUGGUCGGGGGAUGGACCCAGGACGACCCGUCCUGCUUGGUGGAACAGUUCUGUCCCGAGCACAACGAGUGGAGAUCUGCGGCGCGCAUGGUCAACAGUCGAGGCUCCGUGGCCGUGGGCUCGCUGGGUGGGAAGAUAUACGCGGUGGGUGGAGAAGACAAGGUCCGAUGCUACAGCAGUGUGGAGAGGUACAGCCCAGACACCGACAGCUGGAGUGCAGACGUAGCCCCCUUGAGCAGCCCCCGCAGCGGCGUGUGUCUGGUGGCGAUGGACGGAAGCCUGUACGCCAUCGGGGGACACGAUGGCAUUACGGCCAUGAAUACUGUGGAGAGGUACGAUCCGAAAAUGAACGCGUGGAGCAUUCAGGCUCCGAUGCUGAGCAGACGUACCAGAGCAGUGGCCGCUGUGCUGGAUGGCCAUUUGUACGUGUUCGGGGGGAACGACGGUGACAUGGCUCUGAGUUCAGUGGAGCGGUACAAUCCUGCGGACGGUACCUGGUCGAUAUGUGCCCACAUGCGGAGUCCCCGGGAGAACGCCGGCUGCACCGUCUACCUGGGACACGUCUAUGUGGCCGGGGGCAGAGACGAGCUCGGCCUGGAGCUGUGCGCCGCGGAGAGGUUCGACCCCGACACCAUGAGGUGGUCCCCUGUGAAGCGCAUGAGGAGCAUGAGGGACAACAUGUCCCUGGUUGUGUUCAAUGGUGCCUUGCUGGCCGUGGGAGGCUCUGAUGGUGUCAGCAACCUGAAAACAAUGGAAGUGUACAGCCAUGAAACCAACACGUGGAGACACUUUGGAAGCAUGAAGAGCAAGCAUCCGGGAGGCCGAGUGGCUGUGCUGCGCCGCUGACAACCUCAACAACGCUUGUGUGUUAUGUGAACAACGGGGAUAAAGGUGUUGGAGAAAAAUAGCCCUAAUGGAUGCGCGCCACCCGGUCUCCAGGACACAUUGUGAUAUGGUUCGAGUAAGGCAACAUAAUGACUGAGUAAUUAAAGUGUUCACUCCAAAAUGAGACAUCCCCUGCAUUAGUCGGAGGUGGCGGUCGCUGGUGAAAAAAAGAAAGAAAAGAAAAUGACUGUGAGCAUUGAAUUGAAGCAUAUUACAGGCCAACAGGUUGCUGUAUAUGUUAUUGGUCUUUUUUUUAUGUAUCUAGCCCACAAAACAGAACUCUUUUAUAGAGAGGAAUCUGUGGAAAACACAUUUCAGGAUGCAUUUUUUUUUUUAACCAACCCUUACAACAGAUCAAAUUUUUGGACUAGCAGCCUUAAAUUACAGUCUCAAUAUGAUAUUGACAUUAUAUUAGAUAAAGAUAAUCACAAUGUGAAACAUGAGGAAGUGAUGGUUGUGUUUUAAGAGAUAGUACACCGAGUGACAUUUGUAAAUAUUUUUGGGGCUUUCAUGUGCAUUCGUGAUUGAGGUGGAACGAAGGUCGACGUGGAUUUACCGCAGGCAUUUGUUUGAAGAGAAAAGAUUUAAAAGUCAAAAUGAUUGGUG